This is a messenger RNA of Quercus robur (English oak), 408 nucleotides long. RefSeq lists its product as uncharacterized. The record is from RefSeq and is a predicted model, not a curated record. NCBI's taxonomy places the organism in Eukaryota, Viridiplantae, Streptophyta, Magnoliopsida, Fagales, Fagaceae. The transcript has a single exon. Bases 1 to 408 code for a protein of 135 amino acids.
AUGGGCUUCCCUGAAAGGUGGAUUAAUAGGGUGAUGAGUUGUGUUACAACACCAUCCUUUUCAGUCCUUGUUAAUGGCAAACCGUAUGGCAGUAUCAAACCCUUUAGAGGGAUCCGUCAAGGUGACCUUCUUUCACCAUAUUUGUUUUUGUUAUGUACAGAAGGUUUUACUUCUCUAUUGGCUAAGGCUGAGUUGGAAGGAAUGAUUCAUGGGGUAUCAGUUUGUAGAAGAGCACCCAAAAUCUCUAACCUGUUAUUUGCAGACAACUCACUACUAUUUUACUGGGCAACUCAGAUGGAAGUGCAGGUUGUUACUGAGAUUCUCCAAACUUAUGCUAAAGCUUCGGGUCAGAGCAUAAAUUUGGAGAAAUCUUCAGUGUAUUUUAGCCGUAAUACCCCACACAACUAG